UACGUAAAUCUAAAUAAUUUAAUAAAAAAACAUAAGAAAAGUUAGAUUCAGAAAAAUAUAGUCUAAAAUUAUAUAGCAAACAAUUUGAAUAGUAUGUUAAUAAGAUUUCACUUCUGUAAUCUGAGAUUUUACUCUGCACUCAGUGUUUCAAAAAUUUGCAACAUGAACACCAACAAAUGUUACCUUAGAUAUGUUCAAGACGACGAAAGAGUGGACAUAACAUUUCUUUUAAAAAUAAAAGAUUCCAUACGACAAUUCAAUUUGAGCCGAAGUCCCUCUGAAGACAUAGCUUCUCUCACCACACGUAUUGAAUCAAACGUACAAAAGGUUAUUAAUAAAAAUAAUAGAAAGAAACUUGUUAGUGACAAUAAGGUAACUAUUAAAAUUUGUACCAAAACUGGAUUGUUCCCUGAAAGAUCUACUUGCAAAGAUUUGUUUGAAUUUAGACAACCACUCAUGAUGAAAAUCAAUGAUGAAAAUUAUGAAAUUGUCUUCAAUGAACCAUGGAUAACAAGCAUAGGUAUAUCACAAAGUAUUCUAGCUGGCUUUCCAGUAUAUCCUGAAAAUUUGAAAAUGCUCUUUUCUGAUAUAAAAAAAUGUCAGUUUAAAUGGUACAGAGGUAAAGCUGUUAAUGAAAAAGGAAAAACUAUGAGUGAUGAAAAUAUACAGUGGGAGUUUAUAUGUGAAAACUUCUCCUAUAUUCCUACAUUGAAUGACAUUGGAAUGAAGCUUAAAGUGCAAUGCAUUCCAGGAAAUGAAGUUACUUCAGGCCCUGCUGUGGAUGCAAUAUCCAAAGGUGUUGUGGAAGCAGGUCCCGGCAAAUGUCCUUUUGAAACAAGGCACAUGUUUACAACCUCUUUUCUCAAAGGCAAAAGUUUUCGCUGUGUUUCUUAUAAUAUUUUAGCUGAUUUAUAUUGCGAUUCUGAAUUCACAAGGACUGUGCUUCAUCCUUAUUGCCCGCCAUAUGCUCUUAAUAUAGAUUAUAGAAAACAAUUAUUAAUGAAAGAAUUACUAGGAUACAAUGCUGAUAUAAUAUGUCUUCAAGAAGUAGAUAGAAAAAUAUUUCAACAUUGGUUGUCUCCCUUUCUUGACAAUGCUGGAUUUAAGGGACAGUUUUACAGAAAAGGAAAAGAGGUUGCAGAAGGACUUGCUUGUUUUUAUAGAUCAUUAAGGUUUAGGUUCUUAGGGGAAGAAAAAAUAAUCUUAUCAGAAGCAAUUAAAAGUUAUCCAUGCUUACAGAGUAUAUGGAAUAUCAUAAAGACCAAUGGUCCACUUGUAGAACGACUUUUAGACAGAUCUACAGUAGCUAGUGUUACAUUCUUGGAGUCUGUAGAAAAUUCGGACGAACUGCUACUUGUUGGAAAUACACAUUUGUAUUUCCACCCCGAUGCUGAUCACAUAAGACUGAUUCAAGGUGGCAUUUUUAUUUAUUGGAUAAACGAUGUUAGGAAAAAAAUUAUGGAAAAGUUUCCCGAUAAAAAAAUUAGCUUGAUUUUGUGCGGCGAUUAUAACAGUGUACCAACUUGCGGAAUAUAUCAAUUGUAUACAACAGGAAUAGCACCAAGUACAUUGCCAGAUUGGAAAUCCAAUGAGACCGAAAGUGUACAAGGUUUGAAUCUGGAGCAGGAUAUUUUACUGGCCAGUGCAUGUGGUACACCAACAUACACAAAUUUUACUGCUGAAUUUGCUGAUUGUUUGGAUUAUAUAUUUUAUGACACAUCCAGUUUAGAGGUUGAACAGGUAAUUCCGUUCCCGAGUAUAGAUGAGUUAAAAGCCAACGUUGCCUUACCAAGUGUUGUUUUUCCAUCGGACCACAUAGCUUUAAUAUCAGAUUUACGAUUCAAAUGAAAAAAAUAUUUACAUUAGUAAAUUACAAAGUUUCAUUGUUAUUACAAUUUAACCAUUACUAUUUGUGUAAUUUCAAUAGAGUUUUCUUUUAGCA
This is a messenger RNA of Bombyx mandarina (wild silkworm), 1942 nucleotides long. Its product is annotated as 2',5'-phosphodiesterase 12. NCBI's taxonomy places the organism in Eukaryota, Metazoa, Arthropoda, Insecta, Lepidoptera, Bombycidae. Gene Ontology annotation, molecular function: 3'-5'-RNA exonuclease activity. Gene Ontology annotation, cellular component: mitochondrion. Gene Ontology annotation, biological process: nuclear-transcribed mRNA catabolic process, deadenylation-dependent decay. The record is from RefSeq and is a predicted model, not a curated record.